Messenger RNA from Nannospalax galili (Upper Galilee mountains blind mole rat), 2542 nucleotides. RefSeq names its product X-ray repair cross complementing 5 (gene Xrcc5). NCBI's taxonomy places the organism in Eukaryota, Metazoa, Chordata, Mammalia, Rodentia, Spalacidae. Gene Ontology annotation, cellular component: Ku70:Ku80 complex; nucleus. The transcript has 21 exons. The coding region runs from base 122 to 2317 and encodes 731 amino acids. Gene Ontology annotation, molecular function: telomeric repeat DNA binding; damaged DNA binding; double-stranded DNA binding. The record is from RefSeq and is a predicted model, not a curated record. Gene Ontology annotation, biological process: double-strand break repair via nonhomologous end joining; cellular response to X-ray; DNA recombination.
CCUGGCAGGCUGAGUGGGAAGCGGCUGUUCUGCUGUGGGCCUGUGGGUCUGCCGGAACUGAGUUGCAGCACGGCAGGUUUCCGCCCGGGAGAAGCCACUAAAGCGCUAGCGGGCCGGCAACAUGGCGUGGUCCGGGAAUAAGGCAGCUGUUGUGCUGUGUAUGGAUGUGGGGUUUGCCAUGGGUAACUCCUUUCCUGGUGAAGAAUCCCCGUUUGAACAAGCAAAGAAGGUGAUGACCAUGUUUAUCCAGAGGCAGGUAUUUUCUGAAAGCAAGGAUGAGAUUGCUUUAGUUCUCUUUGGUACAGAUAGCACAGAGAAUGCCCUUGCUGGUGAGGACCAGUAUCAAAACAUCACAGUACAUAGACACCUGAUGCUACCAGAUUUUGAUUUGCUGGAGGACAUUGAAAGCAGAAUCCAACUAGGACCUCAACAAGCUGACUUUCUGGAUGCACUGAUCGUGUGCAUGGAUUUGAUUCAACGUGAAACCAUAGGAAAAAAGUUUGAGAGGAAGCAUAUUGAAGUGUUCACUGACCUCAGCAGUCCAUUCAGCCAAGACCAACUGGAUAUUAUAAUUCAUAACUUGAAGAAAUCUGGCAUCUCCCUGCAGUUCUUUUUGCCUUUUCCACUUGGCAAGAAUGAUGAAACUGGGGACAGAGGAGAUGGCAGCUUGGGCUUGGACCACCGUGGACCCUCCUUUCCUCAAAAAGGAAUUACUGAGCAGCAAAAAGAAGGUGCUCGGAUGGUGAAAAAGGUGAUGAUGUCUUUAGAAGGUGAAGAGGGACUGGAUGAAAUUUAUUCCUUCAGUGAGAGUCUUCGACAGCUGUGUGUCUUUAAGAAAAUUGAGAGGCGGUCCAUGCCCUGGCCCUGCCAACUGACCAUUGGCUCCAAUUUAUCGAUAAAGAUUAUAGCCUAUAAAUCGAUUCUGCAGGAGAAAGUUAAAAAGACUUGGGUAGUUGUGGAUGCAAGAAGCCUAAAGAAAGAAGAUAUACAAAAAGAAACAGUUUAUUGCUUAAAUGAUGAUGAUGAAACUGAAGUUUCCAAAGAGGAUACUAUUCAAGGGUUUCGCUAUGGAAGUGAUAUAGUUCCUUUCUCUAAAGUGGAUGAGGAACAAAUGAAAUAUAAAUCGGAGGGGAAGUGCUUCUCUGUUUUGGGAUUUUGUAGAUCUUCUCAGGUCCAUAGAAGAUUCUUUAUGGGAAAUCAAAUUCUAAAAGUCUUUGCAGCAAAAGAUGAUGAGGCUGCAGCAGUUGCACUUUCUUCCCUAGUUCAUGCUUUGGAUGAAUUAGACAUGGUUGCCAUUGUUCGAUAUGUUUAUGACAGAAGAUCUAAUCCGCAAGUUGGCGUGGCCUUUCCUUAUAUUAAGGAUGCCUAUGAGUGUUUAGUUUAUGUGCAGCUGCCUUUCAUGGAAGACUUGCGGCAGUACAUGUUUUCAUCACUGAAAAAUAAGAAAUGCACUCCCACAGAGGCACAGUUGAGUGCCAUUGAUGAUCUGAUUGAUUCUAUGAGCCUGGUAAAGAAAGAUGAGGAAGAAGAUACCUUCGAAGACUUGUUUCCAACCACCAAAAUCCCAAAUCCUGAAUUUCAGAGAUUAUUCCAUUGUCUCCUGCACAGAGCCUUACAUCCCAAGGAGCGUCUGCCCCCAAUUCAGCAGCACAUUUUGAGUAUGCUGGAUCCUCCCACUGAGGUGACAGCAAAAUGUCAGGUUCCUCUCUCUAAAAUAAAGACCCUUUUCCCUCUGACUGAGUCCAUCAAGAGAAAGGAUCAAGUAACUGCUCAGGACAUUUUCCAAGACAAUGAUGAAGGGGCAUCCAUUGCUAAAAAAUGCAAGACUGGGGGAGAAGAAGGUCACUUUAGUGUCUCCAGCCUGGCUGAAGGGAAUGUCACCAAGGUUGGAAGUGUGAAUCCUGUUGAGAACUUCCGUGCUCUAGUGAGACAGAAGAUCACCAGCUUUGAGGAGGUGAGUCUUCAGCUAAUCAAUCACAUCGAGCAGUUCUUGGAUACUAAUGAAACACCGUAUUUUAUGAAGAGUAUCGAGUGCAUCAAAGCCUUUCGGGAGGAGGCCAUUCAGUUUUCAGAAGAGCAGCACUUCAACAGCUUCCUGAAAGCCUUUCGAGAGAAAGUGGAAAUUAAACAAUUUAGUCAUUUCUGGGAAAUUGUUGUUCAGGAUGGAAUUACUCUGAUCACCAAAGAUGAAGCCCCAGGAAGCUCUGUCACAGCUGAGGAAGCCAAAAAGUUUCUGGUCCCCAAAGACAAACCAAAUGAAGAUGCAGCAGUACUUGAAGAAGGUGGUGAUGUGGACGAUUUACUGGACAUGAUAUGACUGUGGACAUGUGGGGAAUCCAAGAGGACCAUCCCCAUGGUGCUGAGCGAUGAAUACAGCAUCAUGGAGGCCAUUCAGGGGAACCUGAAGCUUUGGAAACCAUCCUAGCAAGUAAUGAGAGCAAAUCAUCCCAUGUCUCGGUGGAGUGACCACGUGCAUAUAUGUUAUAAGGAAUAAUUUAGACCCCAUCCAAGUUUAUAAAGAAUCUUUUUUUUCUGAUUGGCA